Rhagoletis pomonella (apple maggot) is the source of this 2548-nucleotide messenger RNA. Its product is annotated as protein phyllopod. The record is from RefSeq and is a predicted model, not a curated record. Lineage: Eukaryota; Metazoa; Arthropoda; Insecta; Diptera; Tephritidae. Gene Ontology annotation, molecular function: zinc ion binding. The coding region runs from base 258 to 1433 and encodes 391 amino acids. The transcript is spliced from 2 exons. Gene Ontology annotation, cellular component: nucleus.
GGACGUGUCGGUUGUCCGCGCUGCCUAUCGUUGUGAAUCCGAUAGUAUACGGCAACGACAGCCGCUUGAUACGUACAUCACUCUCCUGCAGUACCUCGCCGCGCGUGUGAACGAUUUUGUGUAUCCUCUUUUAACAAAUGUGAAGUAGACGAAAAAUCGUUAAUUUUUAGACAAUUUAAUAAGAGUUAGUGAAAAUUAUUUCCAAAUAUCGAACUGAUUCGAAGUAUAAGUUUUAACUUCUAAUACAAAGGAGAAAGAUGUCAGAAAAAGCAUCCGAAUAUUUAAAGCGAACUUGUCUUAUCUGCGGUUGCCACACAAAUCAAACCAUUAACAUAUAUGAACCGCGAAAUGGACCAAACAUUGUAGAAUUGAUUCAAGCCAAGUUCAAAUUCCAGCCCCUAAACGAGGAUAAAUAUUUAUGUUUUAGCUGCAAUAAUUGGUUAAUAAAUUGGCACUCAUUACAGGCGUCAAACAGUAAUGACGCAGAAAGCCCAUCCGGUACGUUUCGACCUCAAAUGAAUAGUAUGUUUCACAAGGAGAAAGCAAAAAAUCCCCGCCAACAAACACAGCCAAGUCACAUGCAUUGCCAAAAAAAUUACCAACUUUGUCGUCCCACAGCCAAAGUGCGACCUUGGAGAAUCACAGAAAAAGCACACAAUGAAAUCAAUUGGAAAAGACAAGUGCUUAAGAAACAAAAGGCUUUUACAGGCAAAAGUAAAUGGAUUCUGAAGCUUCAACGCAAAUAUCACGAAAAUCGCAGAAUAUCUCUGAGGAAUGUUCGGCUACGUCGUAGUCUGAGGCAAUGUAACACUUAUAAUUUUUAUCUUUUUAGUCAUAACAGCAAACCAAAUAAACUGUCCUUUGCAAAAUUUGUUCAAAAACUCAAAAAGCAAAGGUAUAUCGGAGAAGAAUAUAUAAAGAAAGUGAAACAGAACCAAGAAUGUUGGGAUCCAGGUGUUUAUCAGAAGAGUAGCCCUGGAGACAACAACAAUGCGAUAUCCGAACUAAACGAGAAGACAUCGGUAAAUAAUUAUGAUAAGCAGUGUUUAAAACGUCCUAUGUUAGAUGGAAAGGUAAUAUCCAUGUUAAGGCGUCUGGGAACUACGUUAUCUCUUGAGAAUCGCGACGCCAGCGCAAAAGCUUCCACACCACUACUUCGGCGAAUAAUGAACCCUGUAAAAUCAAAACCGCAAUGGAAAAGUCAAUUGAACGAAGAUGAAAUUCUACUUGGCUUUGAUUCCGCAAUAUCGGAAGUGCUACCACAAGUAAUCCAACAGCGGCAACAAAAAGUCAACGGUAAUAAUUGUGUACCGGAAAUUUUCGCUGUGAUGCAGGCGAAACGAAAAUUGGCGUAUCAAGUAUCAUUUGGUAAAGAUGAUAGUCAAUAUGUUUAUCCACGGCUACCUGAAGGCCUGAGUAUUUCUUUGGUUUAAGUGCUUAAGAUUUAACGCGCGGUGCAAUCACUGAGUGUGGUGACAUGUGUGAAUAUGCAUACAUACAUAUGCACAUAUCUAUGUACAUACCUACAUGUGUAUAUCGAUACACUCUGCGCUGCAUUUGCACGUUUAAAAAACUGCUUUCAAUUUGGUCACACGUAUGAGUUAUCAAAAAUCAUUCAAAUCAAAAAUCAUACACACAAUUAUCUCCACAAAAAACCUCACUUUAUAAAGCUAUAAUCAGCUGUUGAAAUUGAACGGAAAAUUGCCUAUCACCUUGAAAUAAAAAUUGCUUUCAAGUUGAUAACAAACGGAGACCGCAAGGUGCGCAAUUAGGUCUCUCUGUGCGGUGCGCAGGCCCCAAAGGACCGGAGAAAUAUUUUCGCGCUCACACUUUUGCAAAGUGUUUGGCCGAGCUGCUUCAAUUUGUGGAGUUUUACUCCGCAUCUGAGUGGCAAAUAGAUUUUAAGAGCAGCUUUCUCAUGGCAGAAAUACGCUGCUAGAAAAACUGUUUCUAAUAUAGAUGUUUCUCCAGACUGAUAUCGAAUCCAGGUCCUGCGGAGUGGUAGUACGCACCUCUAAGCACUCAGCCACAGUGAUUUCGGAGUCCCUGAAAGCUCCUUCAGAGCAUCCGCAAAGACUCCGUGCGGACUCCUCUAUUCGCCUACGCUAUUUGACUCUUUAGAGAUAACCUAGUCGGAGUGUUUUGGGAGUGAUCCGAUAAUAGUCCGAAAAGUACAGGGUUUCUCAAAAUGCUCCUAAUUUUAUUUACAAUCAACAAGUAUUGGAACAUUUUCAUCUUUUCUUUUUAUUGAAAAAUGGCUUUCCAUAUUAUACCGAACAUAAACAAGUCAAAACGGAGAAAUAAUGAAACAAGUAACUUGUAGCAAAAAAAAAUACAAUACAACGGACUUCAAUGGUGUGUUUUUACUCUCUAGAAAAUAAUUUAUGUAACCUCACAUACGCGGUUUUACAUUAUCUUGAUACCAGGGAUUGGCAUUGGUUGAUCGUCAAUUGUUUCAUACUCAAUCAAUACCGCUGCUUUGUAUGACUGAGCAGCGGCGUUGGCUUAGGUCGGUGUUAUGCAGACAAACUUUUGUUUGCCAAAUUAA